CAGUCAGCUCACCCUGAAUUCAUCUACAUGCCUUGGACGUCGCCCAACAGGACGACUAUGGACAAACGAAAGACCUUGUACAGCGACGUCGUGAUCAUCGGAGCAGGCUUGUCGGGGAUCAACAUGGCAUGUCAGCUCCAACGGCAACUACAUGUUAGUGACUAUGUGAUUUACGACCGCGCUCAAGAAAUGGGUGGAGCGUGGGCAGCCAAUAAUUAUCCAGGAUGCAGCGUUGAUAUACCUGGCGCUUUAUAUUCGCUGUCAUGGUUCCCGAAUCCAGCCUUCACCAGCCUAUUCCCUUCCCAGCGGGAAAUUUUAUCCUAUAUCCAGCGUGUCGCUCGCGCUAACCAUAUUACUGCACAUGUAAGACCUCAGACUGAAUGGGAAGGUGCCCGGUGGGUAGAAGCGUCGAGUAGAUGGCAGGUCUAUCUCUGCGAUUUGACGACAGGAGAAGGAUUCCUUCACGAAGCCAAAGUGUUGGUUUCUGCUGUCGGGGGUUAUACGAACCCCAAAUUACCCGUUCUACCUGGCUUGGAGCGGUUUGAGGGCCCCGUCGUGCACACUGCCCAAUGGGAGAAGGAGUACGACCUCCGCGGCCUCAAUGUGGCCGUGGUAGGUAAUGGAUGUAUAUCCAUUCUAGAGAAAUACUGGCCAUUGCUCAUCCCAAGCUAUGACCUGGGAUGCAGACGAAGAAUCUUGGAUAAUAACUACGUUCGGACGCUUCGCAACCCUAGGAUGAAGCUGACCAAGGACACAAUUGCGCAAGUCGGCCCGAAAAGUGUGAUGGCAGAGUCAGGCAGGGAAUACCCCGUCGAUUUCAUUAUAUUGGCGACAGGAUUCGAGUUCACGCAAUGGAAGGCCGACGCCGUGAUAGGCAGACAAGGCAAAUCGUUGAAACAGCACUGGGACGAUCAAGGCGGCAUUGGUGCUUACAAGUCCGUGGCAAUGAACGAGUUCCCCAAUAUGUUCUAUCUGCUGGGCCCAAAUUCAGGCAGCGGACACACAUCUGUCCUUUUUGCGAUCGAGUGCUCGGUCAACUUGAUUAUUAGGAUUGCACGUCCUAUACUUCAGCGACAAGCAUUAAUUGUCGAGGUGACCAAAGGGGCUGAGGUCGAAUGGUGUGACACAAUACAGACUGCUCUCAGCAAAACGGUGUUGACGCGCACCUGUUCCAGUGUCAGUUUUACUGCGGAACAUCGACUCGGUUUUGGGCCACCUGCUAACCCUGCCCAAUGUAGCAAUACACCGACCCGAAAAGUGGAUGGAACUUCUUUUCAUAUCCUUUCAGUUCAUUGUGUUUCUGGAUUGGCACGAGGUUUCCUACAAUGA
Molecule: messenger RNA, 1329 nt
Organism: Penicillium antarcticum
Lineage: Eukaryota; Fungi; Ascomycota; Eurotiomycetes; Eurotiales; Aspergillaceae
Product: flavin-containing monooxygenase
Exons: 6
Molecular function (GO): flavin adenine dinucleotide binding; NADP binding
Source: RefSeq, a predicted model, not a curated record